Molecule: messenger RNA, 399 nt
Organism: Cynara cardunculus var. scolymus (artichoke)
Lineage: Eukaryota; Viridiplantae; Streptophyta; Magnoliopsida; Asterales; Asteraceae
Product: calsequestrin-1-like
Exons: 2
Coding region: 1-399 (132 amino acids)
Source: RefSeq, a predicted model, not a curated record
AUGGAGACUAAGUUCUAUGACAUGGCUGAGGAUGUAAAACUUCUCAUGCCCGCUAUGGCCACCAUCCUUGAUAAGAUGGAUGAGGUUCACAAGGCAAUGCCUGUAAAAGAAGACCUUACUCACGGCCUCUCUGCUGUCAAAGCUGAGGAUGAUGAUGAUGCCCUGAUAGCUCCGACUACUCAUGAAGAUCUUCCCUCCACCUCUGCAUUGCAAGAUAUUGGUGAUGAGGAAGAAGAUGAUGAAGAGGACGAUGAGGAUGAAGAACCUCAGAUCCCUGAUGUUAUACAAGACCUUAGAGACAACAACGAUGAUGAUGACAACGAUGAUGACGACUUAACCAUCCAGUACCAUCCAAGACUGGCUCAGAAGGGUGUAUCCCUUAGGGAACCAGCUUCCUAG